AUUUUCCAUCUGAAAACUUGGACAAUCUUGGGUGUACUAAGAUGAACUGCUCACUCUCCUGGCUUGCUCCAUGCCCACAUGACUUAACUGGUUUGGGCUGGGGUCCGGGCAUAUGUACUUUUUCAAAAUGCUGAGAGUUCAAAGUGUAGCUAGGCAUGAGAACAUCAGAACUUUGCUUGGAACUCUGGAAAGAAGGGGUGAAUUGUAAAACAGUUUGGGGAAAAAAUACUACAAAAGAGAGAAGAAGAAAGCCAAGCAAGAAUUGAACUACUUGCCGCCAGGUCCCCUGGGGUCCUUACCCCUCAUCUGGAGAUCAAAAAAGGCAGAGCACGGGCAGCCAGAAAAGUCAGGAGGCCAUUGGCGAUCUCCUGCUCGAGCUGGGAAACUGGAGGUAUCACGGAAGCGAGCUGGGAGACCCAGGAUUGUCCACGCAGAUAGCUCCUUGGAAGGUUUUAACCUGGAGCCAAAGAGGGACAAAGAAGCAGGAGAGCCCAGGAGAAAGGGUCAGCCAUGCCGGGGUGGAAGGGACAGCACCUUGCAGAAGCUGCUCCAUGCUUAUGGCCUGUGCCCACUCAGAGUGCUGAGGGCAUCCCUGCGGGCUGCUGGCCAGGCACACAGGACUCUGCAUUGCCAGUCCCUGCUGGAGGACAAGCCCGAGUCCACGCAGGUUGCGAUGAGGACCUAGGACAUCUGUCUGCUGACCACUCCAGCCACAGUGACCAUGGCCCCCCGCAAGAGGAGCCGCCAUGGCCUGGGCUUCCUGUGCUGCUUUGGGGGCAGUGACCUCCCCGAGAUCAACCUCCAGGACAACCGCCCGCUGCAGUACAUGGAGUUCUCCGGCCCCAUCCCGAACCCAGAGGAGCUGAAUGUCUGCUUUGCAGAGCUUGUGGAUGAAUUGGAUCUCACCGACAAAAACCGGGAGGCCGUCUUUGCCCUGCCACCCGAAAAGAAGUGGCAGAUCUACUGCAGCAAGAAGAAGGAGCAGGAGGACCCCAACAAACUGGCGACCAGCUGGCCUGACUAUUACAUCGACCGCAUCAACUCCAUGGCUGCGAUGCAGAGUCUGUAUGCAUUCGAUGAGGAGGAGACAGAGGUGAGAAACCAGGUUGUGGAAGAUUUGAAGACGGCUCUCCGGACACAGCCCAUGAGGUUCGUGACCCGCUUCAUCGAGCUGGAGGGCCUGACCUGCCUGCUGAAUUUCCUCCGGAGCAUGGACCAUGCCACCUGCGAGAGCCGCAUCCACACCUCCCUCAUCGGCUGCAUCAAGGCGCUGAUGAACAACUCGCAGGGGCGGGCCCACGUGCUGGCGCAGCCCGAGGCCAUCAGCACCAUCGCGCAGAGCCUCCGCACAGAGAACAGCAAGACCAAGGUGGCCGUGCUGGAGAUCCUGGGUGCCGUGUGCCUCGUGCCCGGAGGUCACAAGAAGGUCCUGCAGGCCAUGCUGCACUACCAGGUGUACGCGGCCGAGCGCACGCGCUUCCAGACUCUGCUGAACGAGCUGGACAGAAGUUUGGGCCGGUACCGGGACGAAGUGAACCUGAAAACAGCCAUCAUGUCCUUUAUCAACGCUGUCCUCAAUGCUGGCGCUGGAGAGGAUAACCUAGAAUUCCGGCUCCAUCUGCGGUAUGAGUUCCUGAUGCUGGGGAUCCAGCCUGUGAUCGACAAACUCCGGCAACAUGAGAACGCCAUCCUGGACAGGCAUUUAGACUUCUUUGAGAUGGUCCGGAAUGAGGAUGACCUGGAGCUGGCCCGGAGGUUUGACAUGGUCCACAUUGACACCAAGAGCGCCUCCCAGAUGUUUGAGCUGAUCCACAAGAAGCUGAGGCACACGGAGGCCUACCCCUGCCUGCUGUCUGUCCUGCACCACUGUCUGCAGAUGCCCUACAAGCGGAAUGGUGGCUACUUCCAGCAGUGGCAGCUCCUGGAUCGAAUCAUCCAGCAGAUCGUCCUCCAGGACGAGCGGGGUGUGGACCCCGACCUGGCCCCGCUGGAGAACUUCAACGUGAAGAACAUCGUCAACAUGCUCGUCAAUGAGAAUGAGGUCAAACAGUGGAGAGAGCAGGCAGAGAAAUCCCGGAAAGAGCACCUGGAGCUCGUGAGCCGGUUGGAGAGGAAGGAGCGGGAGUGCGAGAUGAAGACUCUGGAGAAGGAAGAGAUGAUGCGGACCCUGAACAAGAUGAAGGACAAGCUGGCCCGAGAGUCCCAGGAGCUGCGCCAGGCUCGGGGACAAGUGGCAGAGCUGGUGGCACAACUCAGUGAACUUUCAACAGGCCCUGUAUCUGCCCCGCCUCCCCCUGGAGGCCCGCUUCCCUCGUCCUCUUCUGUGACCCUGACAACCGAUGACCUGCCUCCGCCCCCACCCCCUCUCCCCUUCUCCGGCUGCUGCUCCCCGCCGCCCCCGCCGCCCCUUCCGCCCGGUGGGCCCCCCACUCCCCCGGGCGCCCCGCCUUGCUUCGGCCUCAGCCCGCCCCCGCCUCAGGAUCCCUUCCCCAGCAGCAACGUCCCACUCAGGAAAAAGCGGAUCCCGCAGCCUUCCCACCCGCUGAAGUCUUUCAACUGGGUCAAGCUGAAUGAGGAGCGGGUCCCCGGUACCGUAUGGAAUGAGAUUGAUGACACGCAGGUAUUCCGGAUUCUGGACCUAGAGGAUUUUGAAAAAAUGUUUUCAGCCUAUCAGAGGCAUCAGGAGCUGAUAACUAACCCUCCCCAGCAGAAAGAGCUGGGCUCCACCGAGGACAUCUACCUGGCCUCCCGCAAGGUCAAAGAGCUGUCGGUCAUCGAUGGCCGAAGGGCCCAGAACUGCAUUAUCCUUCUCUCCAAGUUGAAGCUUUCUAACGAGGAGAUCCGGCAGGCCAUCCUGAAGAUGGACGAACAGGAGGACCUCGCUAAGGACAUGCUGGAGCAGCUCCUGAAGUUCAUCCCUGAGAAGAGCGACAUCGACCUCCUCGAGGAGCACAAGCACGAGAUUGAGCGGAUGGCGCGAGCUGACCGCUUCCUCUAUGAGAUGAGCAGGAUCGACCACUAUCAGCAGCGCCUGCAGGCCCUGUUCUUCAAGAAGAAGUUCCAGGAGCGGCUGGCGGAGGCCAAGCCCAAAGUGGAAGCCAUCCUGCUGGCCUCCCGGGAACUGACACACAGCAAGCGUCUGAAGCAGAUGCUGGAAGUCGUCCUGGCCAUCGGCAACUUCAUGAACAAGGGCCAGCGCGGAGGCGCCUCCGGCUUCCGGGUGGCCAGCCUCAACAAGAUCGCAGACACCAAGUCCAGCAUUGACAGAAACAUCUCUCUGCUCCAUUACCUGAUCAUGAUCCUGGAGAAACACUUCCCUGACAUCCUGAACCUGCCUUCCGAGCUGCAGCAUCUCCCGGAUGCCGCCAAAGUCAACCUGGCAGAGCUGGAGAAGGAGGUGAACAACCUCAAGAAGGGGCUGAGAGCUGUCGAGCAGGAGCUGGACUAUCAGAGACACCAGGUGCGGGAGCCCAAUGACAAGUUUGUCCCCGUCAUGAGUGACUUCAUCACGGUGUCCAGCUUCAGCUUCUCCGAGCUGGAAGACCAGCUCAAUGAGGCCAGGGAUAAGUUCGCCAAGGCCCUGAUGCACUUUGGGGAGCAGGAGAGCAACAUGCAGCCCGAGGGGUUCUUCGGCAUCUUCGACACCUUCCUGCAGGCCUUCUCGGAGGCCCGGCAGGACCUGGAGGCCAUGAGGAAGAGGAAGGAGGAGGAAGAGCGGCGGGCGCGCAUGGAAGCCAUGCUGAAGGAGCAGCGGGAGCGGGAGCGGUGGCAGCGGCAGCGCAAGGUCCUGGCCGUUGGCUCGCUGGAGCUGGAGGAGGGCGGCGAGUUCGACGACCUGGUGUCGGCCCUGCGCUCCGGGGAGGUGUUCGACAAGGACUUGUCCAAGCUCAAGCGCGGCCGCAAGCGCUCAGGGAACCAGGCCCCGGAGGUCGCCCGCGAGCGGGCAAUGAACCGGCUGAACCACUGACCUGGGGACUGGCCGUGCCGGAAGCCUGGGACGGCCGGGGCCAUGUGGGCUGAGUGGAGCAGGUGACGAGAUUUCGACACGGUGCUGGGUGUCAAGGCCAGGGCUGGGUCCUGGGGCCGGGACUGUGUGCUGGACCAAGUGUCUCCCUAAGCAAGAUUCUUUCUGGGCCCCGGCCCCCCAGGGGUCAUUUGUGGACAGCUCUGGCCAGGAACCCCAGGCUGUGGGUGGCUGUCCUCCCCCACCCCGGGAAUCCUGGCUCCCAGCUCUGAUCCAGGGGCCAACUUUCCUGGGAACUCGGGCAAGGCCUCCGGAGUUAAGAGCUGCUAGCUCAGCUCUGGCCUGGUCCGGAAAAACCACCACGGAGCGACAGCGAGGCAGGGCCCCAGCUGUGAGGACGGAGCAGCAGUGCCCCACAGUGUAGGCCCUUUGGUCGCUCCCCUUCCUCCCUGCGCUCCGCUAACCCACAGUCCGGAAAUUCACCCUUGGCCUGCAGGGUUAAAACCCACUCCUGGGUACUGGCCAAAUCUGCUAAAGGAGGGGUCCGGGAGAGCUCACCGUCAACACGGCUCACGCUGCAGGCACAGGGCCUGGGGGUCCUGCCCCACAGCACUGCCAAUUGUCAGUGACACAGUGACCUCACGUGUGGCCCAUGGUGCCUGACCAGAGGGUGACACUUGAAUGCCCACCUCCUGCACAAGCUCCCACUUGGGAGCAUCACUUAAACCACUGCCUUUCGCUAACACCACAGGGCAAAAGCUGCCCUGGCUGCCCAUCCUGCAGGAGGCCACUUGGAACUGCAUGUCCCCGGCCCUGGGACGUUGAGUUUUGAGAGCCAGAACUGCCCUGUGCCUUUACACGGCACCCUCUAGAUUGGGGGUCGUGGGUUGCUGGGGACAUGCAGAUGGAGGAAAGCUGGCUUCAUGGGGGGUAUCUGGUCUCUGGUGCUCUAUUUGGUUCUUCCCCAAAUUCCAAGGGGCUUACUGGUCCUCCCAUCCACUCCUUCCUUUUGGUCCAUCUUGAGCUGUGCUGGCAGGUAGAUGGGAUGGCUGUAUUUAGGCUCAUUUUCUAGAUGGAGGGGGUGAGGUCCACUCCAUCAUGGCUUAUUUUUCGCACAACCUCCACUCCCGAGUCCAGCCCAGCCCGGCCCUUUUGCCCUGCUCCUCUUCCCCAGGGUCUCUGCCAGGGUCCGGAUUGCUGGCUGGGCUCAUUCUUCUGCUGCCUGUCUUUGCUCCUGGGGGGAGGGGGCCCAGAGCCACAAGUGAGGUCAUUGAGCCCAGCAAGUGUGUUGGUCUGAGCGGGCGGGCAGGUGCGUGCAGGUGGGCGGGAUCUGAGCAAGUGCAAGCCGGGCCGUCACAGGGCCCAGGUGAGGGUGAGCUGGAGGCUUCUAGGAGGAGCAGCUGCAGAGAGUUUAGUUAGGCCCGUGUGGGCCCCGUGAGCGCCCUGCAAGCAGCAGGCUAUGGGAUGGUGGCGACCCCAGGUGCUCUCCCCAACUGGCCUGAGUCUUCAGAUCACGUGAAAGGGAAGGCUCCACUUCUGCCCAGCGACAGGCGUGUCCACAUCCGGGCCUUCCCACCAAGACCAUCUUUGCACCAAGAAAAACAAGGAGCAGGGAAGCUGUUUACAGUGUGGGUGAUCCUCAGCAAGGCGGAGUUCGGUUUAACUGUUUACAGAAGGUGCAUACAUUGUUCCGGAGCCCAGCCUUUCCGCCCCCAAAGGCUGCUGCUUUCCUAUUUAUUAUUUUCUAGAUCUGGCUAAUGGCUCUUGGUACUAGUCGAUGCCAUUCUGGCUGCAGAUCAUGCCCUACUCAGUAAAAAGGGUCUGGUGCCCAGGGAGAUGGCUGGGUGGGUUCCUGAUGUUAACUGAUUAAGGCUAUUAGUGUGUUCCUUGGUCUUUCUUUCCCCUGGGACCCACGGCUGUAGCCCCUUCUGGGUAAGAUUCUCCAGCCGUCAACCUAAUGCAGACCCCCUUAGCAGUGUGUACUAUCUUCACUAGCAGCAUGUCUGGGAGAAAGUUCUCCUGGCAGGUGGGGAAAGCUGAGUCAGGUGCUCCCUGCCUCUGUCCCACUGCCAACUGGGGAGCUGUGACCAUCUUCCCUGCCCUCUCCCUCCUAGGGAUGUCCCAUAAAGGCUGCUCUCACCAGCUGUCUCAUAAAUGAGGCUCCUGUACAAAAUCCGCAGUGUUUUUUACCUGCACCUUUUUAUAAUAUAUUGUAAUACUAAAAACUAUUAAAUCCAUACCACCCCCA
Cavia porcellus (domestic guinea pig) is the source of this 6212-nucleotide messenger RNA. It is a transcript of the gene Daam2, whose product is annotated as dishevelled associated activator of morphogenesis 2. The record is from RefSeq and is a predicted model, not a curated record. The coding region runs from base 722 to 3967 and encodes 1081 amino acids. Lineage: Eukaryota; Metazoa; Chordata; Mammalia; Rodentia; Caviidae. The transcript is spliced from 26 exons. Gene Ontology annotation, molecular function: actin binding; small GTPase binding. Gene Ontology annotation, biological process: negative regulation of oligodendrocyte differentiation; regulation of non-canonical Wnt signaling pathway; actin cytoskeleton organization.